Molecule: messenger RNA, 1577 nt
Organism: Hymenoscyphus albidus
Lineage: Eukaryota; Fungi; Ascomycota; Leotiomycetes; Helotiales; Helotiaceae
Source: the annotation of a GenBank genome assembly
AUGGCCUUACCAACUCUGGUUUCGUCAUUGAGGUCUGACCUGACUCCGCAAACGGAAAUUCUCACCAAUCCAGAAGACCCAGACUUCAAAAGUAGCAUUGAAAGAUGGUCCAAUGAAGAAAUUCAAACCCCUGGUGCAAUAUACCGACCCGCAACGCAGGAUGAUGUUGCAAAAAUAGUGAGUGGGAUUACACGGCGCAUCAAUUAAUCUCCAAUAAGGCUAAGCAACUAAAAGUAUUUUAGGUUCAAUUUGCGUACGCAAACUCCAUUCCAUUCGUUCUUGCCAGCGGAGGCCAUAGUCCUUGGUCAACGAUCGGUAAUUCAGGCUUUAUCAUCGACCUUAGUCUUCUGAACUCAAUCUCUAUCGACGCGGAUGCAGAAUCCGUGACAAUAUCUGGGGCAAUAUUAAUUCAUGAAUUGGCUAGUGCCUUGGAACUGGCUGGCAGAUGCACUAGUACGUGGAUGUUUAUUUCUCUUUCGUUGUACUAAGUGCUGACUUGCAUAGCUCUUGGGAAUGGCAAUACGGUUGGAGUCAUUCCUUACGUCUUAGGGGGCGGCACCAGUAUCUUGACCGCAGUAACUGGAUACGCGUGCGAUCAAAUUCUCGCCGCCAAGAUUAUGACCGCAAAAGGCGACAUUGUUGACGUGAGUGCCAACAAUGAAGCCGAUCUCUUCUGGGCCAUCAAAGGUGCAGGCCAGUUCUUUGGUGUCGUCCUGGAUUUAACUAUGAGAACUUUCCCAUUCUUAAUCUUGGGAUCUGAGGAUGGAUCUCACUGGACCGGAGUCUGGAUCUACCCCUUAAAAAGUGCAGAAGAGGUUUGUGCAGUCUUGGAGCCAAUUAUGCGAGAUAAAAGCCAUGUUACCGCAGGGCAGAUUGGGGUCAUGGCUCCUCCUCCAGCAUUUCAGCCUGUUAUUCUCGUUUUGAUACAUUUUUUGGGAAACCAGGAGGAUACCCCAGCUGUGUAUCAAGCACUGAAUGAUUUAGGACCAAUGAUGGCAUCGGCUUCAACGCUAAAAUUCUCCGAGUAUCGCCAAGCUCAGGAUUAUGCUUGUGUCAAGGGGGACCUUAAAAGCUUUAGCUUAGUCGGCGUUGAAGAAUUCAAACCCAAAAACUUUUUGAAAGUCGUUGAGCUAUUUAAGGAGUUGUUGGAUAAUUGUCCUGAAGCUGGUGGCUCAAUGUAUCUGUUUGAAUGGCAUACAGGAACAUCAAAACCAGUACAUGAAGACUCUGCGUUCAGUUUUCAAGACGUUCACAUGUGGAUGUAAGCUUCUCUUUUGAUUUUUGGGAAUGAAGGUUCUUUUCUAACAGGUUCGCUAUUUAGGAACACUUUCUCUUGGUAUCAUCAGCCAGAGAACAGAGGAACGGUUAUAGAUUUUGAUCUUCGGGCACUCGCAGCUAUGCGAGUUGGUCAAAAAGAAGCGGAUUACAUCGACUACCCAAAUUGUAAUCGCACUGCUCCCGUGGCUCAGCGAUUCCGUGGAACUAAAAGGCUAGCAAAGUUGAAAAUGCUGAAGCAGAAGUGGGAUCCCCGAGGCGUUUUUACACGAGAGUUUUUGUGAUAACUUGGCAUGGAGACA